This is a messenger RNA of Trichosporon asahii var. asahii CBS 2479, 1887 nucleotides long. RefSeq names its product cystathionine gamma-synthase. Gene Ontology annotation, biological process: transsulfuration. The coding region runs from base 1 to 1887 and encodes 628 amino acids. The record is from RefSeq and is a predicted model, not a curated record. NCBI's taxonomy places the organism in Eukaryota, Fungi, Basidiomycota, Tremellomycetes, Trichosporonales, Trichosporonaceae. The transcript has a single exon. Gene Ontology annotation, molecular function: cystathionine gamma-synthase activity; pyridoxal phosphate binding.
AUGGCGGCGUCCAAGACUCCGCAGCAGAUACCCCUCGGCAGCUCGGUCCCCGCCCUCACCAACCAUGCCAUCUCCGUCUCCCUCCCCCUCUGGGAAGACAACAUUGGAUACGAAGAGGGCGACCCCCGCGUAGUCGGCCGCAUGGUGACUGGCUACCCCCGCUUCUUCAUCCACCGCUCUAUCCAGAAGCUGCAGGCCCUCCUCCUGUCAAAGUUUGGACACGAGGGCGAGGCAUGCAUGCUCUUUCCCUCGCCCCGCAUCGCCAGCGAGGCCCGCGACUUCCUCGCCUCCCGCUCCCCGCCCGUCGCAUCCCGCACCGUCGAGUACGUCGUUACGCCUGGCGCCAAGAGCCUACCCUCUGCGCGCCAGAGCGAUAUCGACUGCAUCGAGCUCCAGAUUCUCUUUUUUGCCAAGGACGACUUUCCCGCCGCAAAGCAGUUUUGGCAGCACACGGGCGACGGCAUUACGAGCCGACAGGCUGAGCGUGCCCUCGCAUUCCUUGGCGAGGCGCCGGCUGGCGCCUCUGCGCCCGCGGCGUGCCAGACGGGCAAGCCGGUGACGGGCCGUAACCGUCACUAUGCGCGCGACUCGCGCUACUCGACCCCCCAGACGCCGACGACGCCAACGAGUCCGAAUCCCGAGGAGGAGAAGACGAUUAGCGUGCCCGAGGAGGUGGCCGCCGCCGACCUCGGAACUUACCUCGAGGAGCGGUACGGGCGGAAUCUGCCCCUGUUCAAUGCUCCGCUCGCAAAGCAGGCGCUGCGAAGGCGCAUCGCCGGUGGACUGUUGCCGAACGACGCUGACUUCGACGGCGAUGCACACAUCAAGCGCGGAGAGGUCACGCCCGACGAUGUCUACCUGUAUCCGGGAGGUAUGAGCGCAAUCUGGCAUGCGCACGAUGUUGCUCGCCGUGCGCGCCGCAACGAGGGCAAGCCCGAGGGCAUCUCCUCCUGUUUUGGCUUUCCCUACACGGACACGCUCAAGAUUCUGUCCAAGUGGGGGCCUGGAUGCGAAUUCUUCGGCAUUGGCGACGACUCGGAGCUCGACAAGCUUGAACAGCUGCUCGACCAGCAGGAUCCCAGCGAGCCGCUGCUCGCGCUCUUUUGCGAGUUUCCGUCUAAUCCCCUCGUCCGCUCUCCCGACCUGAAGCGCAUUCGCCAGCUUGCCGACCAGCACGGCUUCCUCGUUGUUGUCGACGAAACGAUUGGCAACUUUAUCAAUGUUGACGUCAUGCCGUACGCGGACGUGGUCGUGAGCAGUCUCACCAAGAUCUUCUCUGGCGACAGCAAUGUCAUGGGCGGAUCGUUGGUGCUCAACCCCAAGUCGACUGCGUACGCCUCUCUGAAGAAGGUCAUGGCCGAAAGCUACGAGGACAAUUACUGGCCCGAGGAUGCAGUCUACAUGGAGCGCAACUCGCGCGACUAUCGCGGACGCAUUGCGCGCGUCAAUGACAAUGCCUAUGCCAUUACCGACUAUCUGCACUCGCGCAGCUUGGCUUCAGGUCCAGGUGAUAACAAGGUCAUCAAGAAGGUCUACUACCCGCGGUGGGAGACGCCGGAGAAUUAUGCUGCAUGCAAGCGCGAGCCAACGGCCGGCAAGGGCGGAUUCGGCGGUCUCUUCAGUAUCACAUUCACCGACCCGGCGGCGAGCCGCGCCUUCUACGACUCGCUCCCGUGCGCCAAGGGCCCCAGUCUCGGUACGAGCUUCACGCUCGCGUCGCCGUACACCAUUCUUGCACAUUAUGCCGAGCUGGACUGGGCGGCGUCGUUUGGCGUCGAGCCAGACCUCGUGCGCAUCUCGGUCGGACAAGAGGACGAGGCGACGCUGCGCGCCUGGUUUGAAACAUCCGUCAGGGCCGCCGAGGACGCCGUCAUGGCCAAAAAGUAA